UAUUCUGUUGUUUAUUUUGCACACUUAAGUUGUGUAUAAUUUAUGUUAAUUUAAAUGCAUGCAUUUAUAUUUGUUCUCGUUGUGUAAUGCGGUGUGCUGCUGCGGCAAAAUGCGAUCUUCACUGGCAUUUUUGUCCUGACCGCGGACUUGAAGCUGAACUUCCCAUCCACAUGUCCCUUUCUCCAGCCUCUGUCCCCUCCUUCCAUCACCUGUCCUUCGAUCUCUGCUGUCCAUAUUCAAUUCUAUCCCAUCCUCUCUCCCCAUCUCCCUCCCCUCUUUCACUGCCCUUCCCCACCCGCCCCCCGAUUACUCCGCUGGGAGGGGCAUCUCCAGGUGUCACCACUUCCUGGUGAAGGAGCGGCGGCCUCAUGACUUACCGGGAUUUUCUGGGGGAUUGGAACCGGGCCGUGCAGGCCAUCGACCGCAGAGACUGGCACUCCGCACUCGACUGUCUGACCAGGGUGGCCGAGCCCAACUCCAGGAUCUGCUUCAACCUCGGCUGCGUCCGCCUGCACCUGGGAGACUUGCCCGGGGCCCUCAAGGCUUUUGACCUAACCAUAGCCAAAGAUGAGCGACUGGCAAUCUGCUUCUUCCAGAGAGGUGUGGUUCAUCUGCGACUGAACAUGUUCGAUGAGGCAGAGGGAGAUUUUAGAAACGCCCUGACCAACUUACGAGGUCAUUCAGUGAUCGACUACACCCAGCUUGGACUUAGACACAAACUGCACUCCUGGGAGGUUCUAUACAACAUGGCUGUGGUUUACUGUAGACUUGGUCAAUGGGCAGAGGCCCAGCAGACACUGGCAGAUGCAGUGCGUGUGAAACCCUUGGGCAGCAAUGCUAAGCUGGACAGUGCACUUUCCAAGGUGAAGAGCCAAAAUGCCUUUGAGCCAAUUGAUGUGCCUGAGGGGAUCGUGUUCAGACCUAGCAAACAUGAGGUGGACGAACUGAAACUCAAGGACUUCCUGGGAACGUCCAAAGUGAUCUCCUCUGUAGUCCCAUAUGACAGCUUCGCUGGAUUCGGACCUCUUCGCCCAGUGGGUCUUGCUUCUGCUGAAACAAGUAUUGCUCUCCAGACAUUGAGCUCACCAGCAGGAACUCAAGCACCAAUGAUGCCUGCAUCAGCAGCUAUACUCAGCAAGGUCUCACCGAACCCUGAGUCGGUGAUAAUGAAGGUUCACUAUGAGUAUUCAGCGGCGGCAAGAGUGGAACCUGGCACAUCUUACCCUGAUCUUCUAAACAUCAUCAAAUCCAAACUCAGCCAACAGUCAGGAUGGAUGGAAUUGAGUUACAAAGAUGAGGAAAAGCAAGAGCUAGUGCCCAUCAGAGGAGAGGAAGAUCUGAAAAAGAUGUGGAAACAGGUUGUCGAAAGACAUAUUACUGUCUGGUGCAAGUCUACAGAUCCUUUAGCUGGACGCCAAGUGCUCUACAAAGCCCUGGCUCUUUAUAACUACAGUGGACAAGGUCCUGAGGAUAUGGAGUUUAAUGAAGGCGAUGUCAUCGAUGUACUAUCUGAAGUGAAUGAGGAGUGGCUGGAGGGACAUUCCAAUGGGAAUAUUGGCAUUUUCCCUCGGUGUUUUGUAGGACCACAAAAGCUGGAAACCACCAACUCCAAGGAAUCAUCUUGCUCUGAAGUUACAGGAGCUUCUAGGAAGGCAUCUUUAGCAGAGACCAACUCUGAAACAAAACAUUUGGGAACCCUCUGAGGUGGCAGAGAGAGGUCUGGCCAAUAACUGGGAGUGGCUGUGGGUUAUAGUUUAUUUUCGAAGGGAUGUAUGUUUGACCUCAGAAAGGAGAUAACCCUGAUCUUUCUGAGACAUAGUCUCCAGGCAAGGGAAUGGAUUCCUUAGUCUCUGGGUAGUUAGGAUUUCUUCAUUCUCUGAAGGAUGAAGGGCACUAAUCUCCUAAGGGUGGGUCAUGUGUGGAUGUUGGUUUGUUUGAACGCUGGGAGUACAGAGCCCUGCCACAGUGGACCAAACAAAUCCCCAGCUCAGCCUCAGAUUUUGCUCCUCUGGAGAGAGAAUGGUCAGAUUCAGGGGUUGUUGGUAUGGUCAGUAUUUUUAAAAAAGGGGAUGGUAUAUUUUGAUUUCCAAUGGUGGAAGUCUUGAACAUCUCUCUGGGUGAUUUCCUUUUGAUUCCAGAGAGGAAACAAAAGUUCAAGUUAGAGUGAGUAUAACACUCUCUGGGGUUGGUCUCUGGGAAGGGUCUGCUUAGUCUCUCGGGGAGAUGAGGUAGAGUUUCUGAAUGGUCCCAGGGAUAUAAUCUUGUCUCCUUACCCAACAACAUGUAUAGAUGCCAUAGAGGCAAUUCAGCAAAGAUUCACUAGACUGGUUCUAGGUGCCUUGGGGUUUGUUAUUAGUAAAUAUUUAUUAGGCAUUGUAUUCUCUAGAGUUUAAAAGAAUAGGAGGAGAUCUAAUUGAAAUUUAAAAAUUAAUUAACAUGCUUAGCAGUCUAGAGUAGAAAGGAUAUUUUCCUUGUGGGAGGAGUCUAGGACAAGAGGCCCAGUUUGUGAAUAAAGUUUAGAUUUAGAAUUAGAAUGAGGAGAAUUUAUUUAACUUAGAAGCUGGUGAAACUUUGGAAUUCUGUAUCCCCUUCAAAACACAGACUGAUUUUAUGGGCAUUAAGGGAUUUGGGAAUAAUGUAGGAAUGUUGCAUGAGGUAGAGAAUUAGUGUGACCAUGAUUAAUAGUGGAGUAGGAUCAAAGGGCCAAUAGCCUAGCUUUAAAAAAAUGUUUUUAUGCACAUCUUUCAGCAAGAGGAAAGAAAAUCUCUUUAGGAGUAAAGGUGAUCUCAAAUAUUUCUGCUAUUAAAGAGUUUGAAGUUUCUCUCUCUCAAUUUUGGUUUAUCUUAGUUAAAACAUUUUUCAUUGAAUUAAAUGUUUACAUACUAUUAAUAUAAAAUCGGUAAGGAAAAGCUUCCAACAAAGGAGUCAACCUGUCACCAGACACAUCUAUAAUCUUAUCUUCUGGUUAAGUGCCUUACUGUACAGUUUACCUUUAUUUAUCAGCUGUUUGGUUCACUAAAGAUCUA
Molecule: messenger RNA, 3026 nt
Organism: Hypanus sabinus (Atlantic stingray)
Lineage: Eukaryota; Metazoa; Chordata; Chondrichthyes; Myliobatiformes; Dasyatidae
Product: neutrophil cytosol factor 2-like
Exons: 11
Coding region: 369-1703 (444 amino acids)
Biological process (GO): superoxide anion generation
Molecular function (GO): protein binding; superoxide-generating NADPH oxidase activator activity
Source: RefSeq, a predicted model, not a curated record